AAAGCCAAACCGUACAGAUGGAGGACUGGAAUGAGGAAAGAUCUACAAACACAAAUGAGGACUGGGAAUCAGACAUGGUAAGUUUUGGUUUUGUGUGUUUGCAGGUGUAUGUGUUUGUGUGUAGUGAUGAUCGUCACAGUGUGGGGACAAAAAUCUGUUUACGGUUACAUCAUGGGGACCAAAAAUCAGGUCUCCAUAAGGGAAAUCCAUUUAAAUGAAUAGAGGAGCUAUUCUGAAGUUGCUGGUGAAGUUUUUUUUUUUUACAUUGGUCUAUUACACAUUUAUCAGUAGAGGUGUGUGUGUGUAAGGGGUGCUCAUUUUUACCCCAAAACAAUUCUGGCUCAUAAUGCAGUCACUUCUUCACACACACAAAUAUUCCAAAUAUGUUUGGGUACAACCCACUUCCUAGUCCUCGUUAGCAAGAAUUUCAGCAGAAAAAUGAAAAUGUAAGUGUUAAAUUGACACUACAUACGGAGAACAAGGAAGAAGAUUAUUUGCAGGAGAUGCCAACUAAGGAUCUAAGAACUUUUGCAGAGGAUAAAAAGUGAAACACAAGUCAUCAGGAGUCAGCUCCCUUAAGGAUGUCAUGCAUCAUAUUGUUUCAAAGACUGACAAAACAUUCAAAUUAGAGGUGAAGUAUAUCAAUGCAGUGAAAGGGCAUGGUCUAUUUGCAAAGGGUUCCAUUUGCAAAGGUGAAUUUGUUGUUGAAUAUAGGGGAAAUAUAAUAAAUGAUGCAGAGUUGCAGAGCAGAAGAAAACGUUACCACACAUCCAGUGCUGCAUUUAUGUUUGAGUUUAAGUGGAGAGGGAAAACAUGGAGUAUCGAUGCCUCUAGAGAAGAUGGAUCGUUUGGGCGGAUAGUUAAUGAUGACCACAAACAUCCAAACUGUGAGAUGAAGAAAAUUGAUGUGAAUGGAAAGAUACACCUUUGUUUGUUUGCCCUGAAUGACAUUAAAGAAGGAGAAGAAAUUACAUAUGAUUAUGGAGGAGAAGACUACCCAUGGAGAACACAAACGACCAGCAUUGCUGCUAAUACCAAGGCAGAAGGUGACUCUGAUCCUUCCCUCAGGUCACAGACUCCGAUCAAUGAUGCUACUGGUCAAAAUAGCUCCCCUCAACAAAUUGUGACACAGCUCCGAAAUGAAAAAGAGAUUUUUGUACCAAGACUGAGACCGACUAAAAGUUUAAUAAUGAAAGACAAAAAUCUUGAAGAUUCUGUUGAACUUUUUGAUUCUACACCAGAGAGUUCAGAUGAUUACUUUACAGAUACCACUUCUGAAAGUGACUUUGACAGUGAUGCUAAUCUUAUACCAAACCAGACAAAACUUCAGCUUCUUUAUGAUGAACUGGAUGUUGAUGAUUCUGGCUCACUUAGUUCCCUUGACUGUGACACAGCAACACCAGAAAAAAGGCACAGCCUUGCAUCUGAAGCAUCUGGAACAGAAGAACCAUGUUCAAGUCAGAAUGCAAUAGAUGGCGUAGUUGUUAGUGCGUACCAAAAAAGAGGUGUUAGUAGAGUGUACAACAAGAGACAUUACUGCUUGUAUUGCUGUAAGCCUUAUGCUAAGAUGGCAAGGCAUCUAGAAAGUUCACAUGCAAAUGAAUCCGAUGUGGCUAAAGCGCUAAGCUUUCCAAAGAGUUCCAAGGAGAGAAAAAAACAGCUAGAUUAUAUUCGCAACAGAGGAAACUAUGCUCACAAUGCUGCUGUUAUGGAAUCAGGAAAGGGGGAACUAGUGCCAUAUAAACGGCCAUCCAAAGAAGCACAGGGAAAAGAUUUCAUGCAUUGUGCAUACUGUCAAGGACUUUUUGCAAGAAAGGUCCUGUGGCGACAUAUGCGCACUUGUAUACUUCAACCUCAAUCGGUCCCCCUCAAACCAGGAAAAAAACGUGUUCAGUCGAUGUGUAUAUACACAGGGCCUGUGCCUUCAAACAUGACUAAACAACUAUGGGAAGUAAUUAGUGUCAUGAAUCUUGACCCAAUCACAGAUAUAAUAAAAAAAGACAAAGUAAUUAUUGAUAUUGGUCAGCAUUUGUUAAACAUAGGUGGGCUAUCAGCCAAGAAUAAACGGUGUGUGCGAGACAAGAUGCGAGAAUUGGGAAGGUUGGUUCACAAUGCUAGGAGAGUCACCUCCUUAAAAACAAUGGAAGAUUGUGUGAAUCCAAAGAAGUACAUGGAGACUGUCAAAGCUGUCAAGUAUACAUGUGGGUAUGAAUCUGACAAGUUUAUGAUUCCAUCACUUGCAAAGAAGCUUGGGAAUUCUCUGCUUCAAGUAAGCAAACUCUUAAAAGCUCAGGGCUUAUUGUCAAAUGACAAACAGCGAGUGAAGAAUGCCAGUGAGUUUCAAGACGUCCAUCAGGAAAAGUGGAACGAAAUGAUCUUAGACACAGCAUUGAGGAAUAUUAGGGAAGCAAAGUGGAAUGUGCCCGCUCUCAUGCCCUUUACUGAAGAUGUCCAAAAAAUGCACACAUAUCUCGGUCAAGUGCAAGAUGAGUGGUACAAAUCACUCUCUGAAAGUUCCUCUACUAAAGCCUGGAUGGAGCUGGCAAAGGUUUGUCUAGCCCAGAUAAUUCUCUUUAACCGGCGCAGGGGAGGAGAGGUGGCGAGCAUGCCAUUGUCUGUGUUUUUUUCAAGAGACACUUCUGAUCCACAUGACGGUGUGGACUGGGCACUGUCCGAAGUAGAAAAUAAACUCUGCAGACACUUCUCAAAGAUUAUCACCAUGGGAAAGUGUGGUCAACCAGUUCCAAUUCUUCUGACUCCAAAAAUGCUGUGUUCCUUAGAACUCCUUGUUAAGCAGAGAGAGCCUUGUGGGGUUCUAAAAGACAAUGGUUACAUGUUUGCAAGGCCAGAAGCCAUGACACAUUUCCGAGGGUCAGACUGCCUCCGUGGCUUUGCAAAAGCAUGUGGUGCAAAGUGUCCCAAAUCACUGACAUCUACCAGACUGCGAAAGCAUGCUGCAAUCCUUUCAACAGUGUUGAAUAUGACCGAAACGGAGAUGGACCAGCUUGCAAACUUUCUUGGACAUGAUAUAAAAAUUAAUCGUGAAUUCUGCCGACUCCCUGAGAAGUCCCUGCAACUCGCCAAGAUCUGCAAAGUUCUAAUGGCUCUCGAACAAGGAAGAUUAGCUGUGUUCCAUGGCAAGAACUUGGAUGAAAUUGUGAUAGAUCCUGAUGAAAAAGUUCUGGAAAGUGAUGAAGACAGGAUAAUACAAGAGGGACACUGUUCAUCUACUGUUUAUGAACCAAUAGCAGAGGAGGCACUUCCUCCUGCUGAGAGGAAUGACAUGCCACCACCACCCAAAAGACAAAAACCACCAUCACCAUCACCACCUUCAGGACCCAGUGCUGUGAGGCCUUGUUUUCAAGGUCAAACUACCCAUAAGAAAAAUCCCUGGCAGCAGACAGAGGUGCAGGCGGUGGAAAGGCACAUGAUGCGAUUCAUCACAUCUUUUACUGUACCAGGAAAGAGUGACUGUGAGAAGUGUUUAAAGGCUGAACCAGGAGCUCUAAAGAACCGGGACUGGAAGAAUGUGAAAUUCUUCAUAUAUAACCGUAUUACAGCCUAUAAAAAGAGUUUGCAGUGCAAAUAAUAUGAAGAUUACCAACUCUCUGGUAUGGCAGUUUUCGUUUACAAUAGCCUUUUUUCUCUCUUCCAUUGAAUUUUGAGGUAGGUAUCCAAAGAGGUCAAAACUCCAGCAUAAAUAUAUACUGCCCUACAAAGGCAAAGUGCAGUAACUACGCAAACACUGAAACGGAGAAAAAUGCCUUUAAAGUUUUUACAUCAGCCAGUCAAACAUAUUGUGGGUAGAUUAGUGGCAAUGCAUUCAUUUAAAGCCUUAGGAUGAAAUUUUUUAUAGAUAAAAACCAUGACCACUGAUGUGAGCUUUGACCACCAAAAUGCAGAUACUGCACUCUGCCUUUGGAUGACCUUAAACAACUACAACACUAUUGCAAAAGCAAAAUGCAGUACCUACAAACUAAAUCAGAUACAAAACUAGUUCAUCCAGCUUUCUUGUUGUGUUUCUUGCUACAUGUUUAUUGUUUUUAAUAACUUUAAUAGUUUUAUUGAUGUUUGCAUGUUGUGAAUGUUAAAAUUACUCAGUAGUAAGCCUCAAGAUCGUCUUAUCGCAGUGCUCCUUUCACCACAAAGAGUGUUUUGCUCUUUUUUUUUUAAUUUAAAAAGUAAUUAAUUACAGACCAAGUAGUUAAAACAGUAGUUAAAAAUUCACACAAUUUAAACUUUUCCUAACAAUAUAACUAGGGAUGUCAUAAAGGAAAAUACGGGUUAAUUGUGAUUCUUUAUAGGAAAAUAAGGGACAGAAUAAGGGAUGCUCAAAAUAUUUGUACUGUACCACAUCCUGUGCAUCAUUUCCAUGUCUGCAGUUAAGUAUAUAUAAGGUGUAUAAAAGGUUCUCAGAAAAAAUCUCACUUGUUUGCUUAACGUAUUUAUGUACAAUUAUUCUAAAAGUAAUUUUACACACAAACCACUGGCCUGUGAAAUUGUGAAAGAAGUCAUCCCUCAGGUAGAUUGUAUGUGUUCUUGCCUAGCUGAGUGCGCGUGUCCAAUGGCAGGUAAGGGGACGCCCCUUAACCGAGCGUAUAUAGCUCCUGCACGCGCUACCUUUCCUCAGUGAGCAUAUUCGCUUCUCGUGCAGCAAGCGGGGCAAACUUGGUGGAUCUCUCCACUCGAUGUUUCAGAGAACCGGGGUUACGAACAGUAACCUAUUGUUCUCUUUCAUCAUCUCGUGUUCGAGAUCCACCUAUGGGAGAUAUGGACAACUCCCCAGUUGUCCAGUACACUCACAGCGAGGCCCUGUAAGCCAAAGGGCGGUCACCUGGCAAGGCGGUGCUUGACACGUCACCAAGUAUCUGACCCCACACAAAGUGAGAAUGCAAUACCGGCCAUGUAAGAAAUGACAUGUGGUAACAUGCAUACUAGACCUGACAACAACAUAAUGCCAAGGCAUAUAUUAUAGAAAUAUACAUAUGUAUAUAUUGACAUAUACAUGCAUAUAAAUAUAAUAAUGUGUCAGGGGAGGGUACAGAUGACCUGCUUAAUGAGAUGAAUGAGCCGGGCUGGACAACCCAGGCUUAAAAAGGUGUAAAGGGCCUAAGGGCACAAGGCUACAAAGAGCCCACACCUAAAACAGAGUAAGCUACCGGAGUGCAGGUAACAUCAAGCCGGUAGUAUUUGACAAAUGUGUGUAGAGAGGCCCAGCUUGCAGCGGCACAAAUGUCCUGCAAGGAAACCCCUUUAAACAGAGCUUGCAAGGCCACUAUGUCCCUAGUGAAUUGCGC
Sinocyclocheilus anshuiensis is the source of this 5297-nucleotide messenger RNA. Its product is annotated as RING finger protein 214-like. Bases 587 to 3589 code for a protein of 1000 amino acids. Gene Ontology annotation, molecular function: ubiquitin-protein transferase activity; protein binding. The record is from RefSeq and is a predicted model, not a curated record. NCBI's taxonomy places the organism in Eukaryota, Metazoa, Chordata, Actinopteri, Cypriniformes, Cyprinidae. The transcript has 11 exons.